AUGGAUCCCCAGAAAAUUUCUGAAUUGGCUAAACUCUUAAGGAAUAAUGGCGACAAAAUCUUAAGUUGUGAAUCUACAUUAACAUUAUCAGGUUCCCUUUUACGUGCCCUCAAUGAUGCCUUUACUCUCAUUGCCGAUUCCCUGGAAGUCGGUGAAGUUCAAAAUUUUCAAGUUCUCAAACCGAUGAAUUCAAAACCUCCCGUCUUUCGUGAUCUCCAGUUGAUACAUGAUUUUGUACAAAAAACCGCACUACUAUGUCUGGUACAUUAUCCGGGUGAUGAGUAUUAUGGCAAAAUCGAUAUAUCAAAAUUCUGUGCCCUCAAGCGAUUGGAAGUGCAGAAGAUCGAUAUAAAACAAUUGGCUGGUAUCCAACGUCUGCGUGCCCAGCUGGAACAUUUGAUAUGUAUUAAAAGUAUUAAGACCGUCGAUGAUAUUAUUACCCAUUGUGGUGGUGAUAAUUCCAAUGGUUUUGUAUGGAAUGAAUUGAAAAGUGCCGAUUUUAGUUAUAACAACUUACAAUGUGUGGACACAUCGUUAGAGUUUGCUCAAUAUUUACAGCAUCUAAAUUUAAGGCAUAAUAAACUGCAGUCGGUGAAGGCCAUUAAAUGGCUACCGCACUUGAAAACUUUGGAUUUAAGUUUUAAUCGUCUCACGCAAAUACCCCAGUUUCAUAUGGACGCCUGUAAACGUUUGCAAUCGCUGAAUAUGAGCAAUAAUCUAUUGGAAGAUUUAAUGGGUAUUGUGAAGUUGGAUGCCCUGACAGAUUUAGAUUUGUCGGAUAACUUCCUGCUCGACCACACCUAUCUGUUGCCAUUAAGUGCUUUGAUAACAUUGAAAUUUCUUAAUCUCUUUGGCAAUCCAUUGCACUGUCAUCCCAAACAUCGUUUGGCCACCUGCCAGUAUUUGCACAAGAAUUGUUCAACAGUGAAAUUUGUAUUGGAUUUUGAAACUCUCUCAAAAAGUGAGAAAGCCCUUACGGGUACUCACCAGCUACGGCAGGUGGGUGCUUUGAAUCGUUAUACCAUGCGUUCAUCAUCGAGCUCAAUAUCAAGUGCACACACUCCCAUACGUAGCUCAAAUACACCAGCCUCUAGUGUGGGUUCAUUAGUUUCCUUCAAGCUAACAACCGACAAUUCUUCAGAAUCCGAAGCCAACUGUAAUGAAGUUCUUGUUGCUGCUAAACAAAAGAAAAAGUCUUCCAAAACAAGAUGUGUUGAAAUUGAAGAUUUCUCACAUGAAUCCCAAAAUAAUGAUGCCGCCGAGGAUGCAAUGCAAAGUUCAGUGAUUAGUUUGGGUAAGAACAGCAAAACAAUUAUCCCCGAAGAGACCUGUAAGGAGCACUUGGAAACAAAACGGCAAAUUGUAGAGCUAAGAGAAAAAUAUGGCAAUGAAUGGUUGCAUUCGGGUAAUGCAGAAAUAAUGAAUAAUUCCUCAACCAGCCAAAUAAUUGAUAUUGAUAUGGAGCGGCAAAAAUCACGUGAAAUGUUUCAGGAAUAUAUAAAAGAUGUUACGGGAGAUUUUGCGGCGACAACAAAUAAUUUACAAGUUCCCACAACAACAACAAUGACCUCAACGCCCACCAACAACACCUUGGACAAUACAAUGGCCCAACUGACGUUAUCCCCCAUUAAACCGCAGUCGGAAACAAGUGAUUCAUCGCUUUAUAAAAGUUUAGAUCAAACUCAAACAUUGAUCAAUGACAAUAAUAAUGGGGAUGGUGAUAAAAAUGCUGAACAGACCUUAUAUAAAUCAUUAGAUGAAAGUAAAAAUGGUCGAAAUCCCUUUGAAGAUUCAGAUAAUGAAAACACAAUUGCCGAAGGGAAAACAAAUGAUGAUAAAGGAGUUGAUAAUGUGGAAGAAGAUGAUCAUUUGAAAUAUGUCUAUUCACGAAUGGAUAAUGAUGAUAUGGAACAAUUUUCCGAACGUGAAGAUGAUGAAGAAACCUACAUCGUCUAUGAUACAAACAAUCGCAAUGAGGCCAUAUUUUUAACUAAAUCAUCGAACUUCUUAAGAGAACGGGAUCCUUUAACAGAAAAAACGAAAACCAAAUGGAGUUUAAAAAUUCUCGAAUCAUGUGAUCGCCUGAAAUCCAAUACAAUACGUUUAAAUUUCGAUACCGUCAAGGUGGAUAAACAAGAACGUAUUUACACGGUGGAAGAGGAUUUGUGUCAGGAACUGGAGAAAAAACUACGCGACAUCUUAUCCCAGCGGGAUUUAAGUGAAAUGAAUCAAACCAUAUACCGUUGUGUAAAUUGUAGUUGUCAAUUUUCACAAGAAAUUAAAAAUAAAAUAAAAAAUAUAGAAAUUCGCUGUCCUGAUUGCAAAUCAUGUUUUGUUGCCGAAAUCCAUGUUAUACCCAAAUCAUUGGAAAAAUCCAAUAUUUUAAUGGACAAACUAUCGCCUGCCUCAAUUGUGGAAGAACUACCCACAAGUAUUGUACCCCUUAAUGUGCAAGAUGUUGCCAAUAUAGAGGUGGCCGAUGAUACAAAUAGUAUUGGUAAAGGCAAAACCAGGCUUUCAACUAAUUCACUGCAAGCAACAACACUGAAACAACUUCUAAAAAGUUCUGCCACAUCACUCAACGAAUCAUCAUGCUCGAAAAUUACCACCACCAAUUCGGAAAGCUCUUUCAAUUCCAAUCAAUCGUUGGUGGGCAGUAGUAACACAGAUCGUGAUUUAGAUUUUAAAACAAAUGGUGAAAGUGACAUUGAUAUUAUCUCAAAUCCCAGUCAAUCGAGUAUUGAAGUUUUAGAUCAAUUUUCAAGUCGUAAAACAUCCGAAGAACGGCGUAUUUCACACAUACCCAAUCUGGAGACCAUUGAUGAUCAAAGUUAUACGCAGACAUUUUUGGAACGUGAAUUCGAUAAUAUGAUUAAUUAUGCCCGGCGGGAUAAACCUGAAGAAUAUCCAGUUGAAACAAUGACAGCUACCAAAGAAGAAGAAAAACAACAAGAAAAUCCGAGCGAAGAAGAAAAAGAAAAUAUUAAAACGAAAAAAACCUCAACAUCAACAUUAAUACAACAAAAUCUAACCGAAAGUAGUUCUUCCGGUUCGGUAACCGAUAGCAUAUGUACAGCUUAUGAACAGCAAGGGAAAUCAGCGGAAUUAUCAAAUCAAUUUUUACAACAGGAGGUGAAAGAGAAUAGCUCAAAUAUUGCCGACACCAAAAAGGAGGAGAGCAAUAAUGGUGGACUAUCGAUGUUUGGUGCUCCGGAAGUUGUAGGUGUGGCCGAUAUAAACGUGGAGAAAAUCACUGCGGAAAUGUCCGAGAAGGGCGAUAAUAAUAAACUCAACCCCCACAAGUUGUCACCGGAACAAUCCAAACGUUUAAACGAGGUUGUAGAAAAGCUUAUACUUUCGAGGGGCGGAGCCAAAGAUCGUCACUACCAGGUAUUUGAUUUUGAGACAAAUGAAUUAGAUAGUGAACAAUGUAAGGAACUCCGAGAUGUGACUCCAUAUCACUCCAUUAAAUGUAUUUUCAUCAAAAUAAAUACGUCGCAAUCUUGCUGUAUAAAAUUUAAAUUUAUUUCCAUUUCAGCCUUAAUGCAAUCGACUAGCAUCCUAAUGAGCAGUUCCAAAAAACUUCUUGAUACUGAAAAAUUAUCAAAUAUUAAAUCGGGAACGGUAUUACCGCCAUCAACAACAACAACGACAUCAUCAUCUACAACAACUAAAAAUACAGCCACAAAUUCAAGAGCUUUCAAAUUUAAUUAUACCGAUUUCAAUGACAUCGAUCAUCGUUUGAAAUUAUAUUUCUAUCAAACGAAAUUCGAAGAUAAAGAUGAACAUUUUAAAUGGAUUGUCAGGGGGCGAAUAUACAAUGAAAAUUCGAAACAGCUAAAUGAUGGCUGUGUUGUAAUGUCAACGUGUAAGCUGUAUUUAAUGCAAAUCUAUGGUGAAGAAAAUGAUGAUGUUGCCAAAUGGUUGAGACCAAUUGUCACCUGCACCGUAGAUCGUUUGGAGAGUAUCCAGUUGUUGCCAUGGAAAAUUGGUUUGGCAUUUCGGCUGCGUGAUUGGGGUGGAUUUUUGUUGCUGUUGCAGGACAUCUUGAGAACGGAUUCGUUGAUGUUGUUCUUUGCAAAUAAUUCCCUACCCUCCAACUGUGAUCUACAUUAUCAACCCAAUGAGCUAAUUGUGAAACGCCUGAAUACAGCCGUAAUGGAUGAACAAUUAAAUAUGUGUUCGGUGCUAAAUGGCUGUGAAAUUACCUGUGAAAAUGCUAAACGUAACUUUAGCAUUUGUUGUCUUCUAACGACAGAUUCUCGUCUAUAUUUAAGUUCACCCAAAGUUGGUUGGCUAUCGGCCUCAGCUGCCGCCAACGUUCAACAUGACACUGAUGAUGAUCUUGAAUUGUGUGUCACACAAUUCAUGUCGAAUUUGGUUGAGGUGGAACACUGCAGCGAUAAUGUAUUCAUCAUUAAUUUCCUCGAUGAAACUCAAGACAAAUGUGAACUCUGGAAGUGUACAUUUGAGACGGCAGAAAAUGCCAAUACCUGUCUAAAUGCCAUAAAUCAAUCAUGGGAAAAACUUUUCGGUGUACCUCUAAUAAGUGCAUGAGCAUGAGAAAUAAACAAAUAAU
Messenger RNA from Musca vetustissima, 4579 nucleotides. Its product is annotated as dynein axonemal assembly factor 1 homolog. NCBI's taxonomy places the organism in Eukaryota, Metazoa, Arthropoda, Insecta, Diptera, Muscidae. Gene Ontology annotation, molecular function: protein binding. Gene Ontology annotation, cellular component: cytoplasm. Bases 1 to 4557 code for a protein of 1518 amino acids. The record is from RefSeq and is a predicted model, not a curated record. The transcript has 12 exons.